Messenger RNA from Vombatus ursinus (common wombat), 1845 nucleotides. RefSeq names its product CMP-N-acetylneuraminate-beta-1,4-galactoside alpha-2,3-sialyltransferase-like. The transcript has 5 exons. The record is from RefSeq and is a predicted model, not a curated record. NCBI's taxonomy places the organism in Eukaryota, Metazoa, Chordata, Mammalia, Diprotodontia, Vombatidae. Bases 84 to 845 code for a protein of 253 amino acids.
GAGCUGUCCAGUGUCUGCAUCCAGCAGUGUCAGAGGAGAGAAGGGGGGCCUGUGUGAGAGCUGUUAUGAAGGUCAUGUAGCCAAUGAAGAUGGGCCUGGUGGUGCUCGUCCGGAACCUGCUGCUCACCCUGUGCCUCUGCCUGGUGCUGGGCUUCAUGUACUACGCCGCCUGGAAGCUGCACCUCCUCCGAUGGGAAGACCCUAAUUCAGGGGCUCUUACCUUUGACUCCGUUGGACGGACACUAGGCUCAGGAAGGAGAAAGAAGAACAAUGUGGCCUUUGACUUUCUGUCUCUGCUGCCCUCAGGCCUUGCUGUGGACUCAGGACAAUCCAGAACCCAGAAAGAGAUGAUCGAUGCCCGGGCUGCCCGGGGCCCAGCCCAGUCCAGUAGGGAGCUGCUGUCCAGCCAUGAGGUUCUGGCCUGGCCUGACAAUCCUGGGGCACCCUGGUGCUGGACUGAAGGAAGGCCAGAGGUAAUGAGGCUGGCAUGGCUAGUCUCUACCCCCUCUGCCUGCCUGCACCAAGCCAGGUCCUUCCCGCUGGGUGGUCCCCAGGAUCUGCAGCCAAAGACUAAACAGUUCUCCUUCACUGCCCACCAGCCGGACGGCUUUGGCUUCCUCACCAGGGGCCUGCUGGGGGGGGGGGGGCUCCUGCAGAGUUUGUUGUGCUUGGCUGGGAUGGCCUUGGCUGUAGGCCUGGGAGGCUCCCUGCAGCUGGGCUGCCCAUCAGGGGCUUGGGGCUGGCUCCUGGGCUUGCAGGAGUGCUGGUGUGUGGCAGAGGUCAGUGGCAGAGGGCUCCAGACGCCCAGCUUGCCUCUGGCUUUCUUUGCACAGGCACAUCCUUGAAAGAAUGUCUCUCUUCACUGUGUCUGCUUGGUCUUUGCCCUCCUCCUGGCUCCCCCUGGGUAGUCUGACCUCUUCUGGCCCAGAGCUCUCCAGCAUCUCCUCCCUGCCUGGUCAGAUGGCCUGGUCUAUCUUCAGUCUCUUCCUGUUCCCCCAUCCUCAGCAUGCCUUCCUCCUCUUGCUCUGGGCCACCGCUGUCUCCCACAUCUCCCUGCCUAACUGCCCCUCGUCCUCACCCUUCUCCUGACCACUAAGUGGGAGCUUUCCCCAGGCCUCGGUCCUGAGCCCUCUCCUCUCCUCUGCCCUGGGAUGUCUCCCCCGUGGCCUCAGCCGUCAUCUCCACGCUCCAUAGAUCAGCCCUGAAUCAUCUCCUGAGCACCAGUCCCAUGUCACCAGCCAUCCGAGUUGUGAGGCUCGAAUGAGAGUGGGUAGCACAGUACCUGGCACACAGUAGGUGCCUUGUCAAUGCUUAUUCCUUGCACUGACCACUCCAUGGUUAUCGCAAAGGCAGCCUAUCCUGAAGAGAACUCUGAACUUCUUUGCCCUCACUCCCAAGGCUGGUACCAUCGCUGCAUGGUCCCUGGUCAGCACCCUCAUUCUCUCUCAUUCCUAUGGCUCAUCAGCUGUUCAUCAUCCUUUGUAAUACCUCUUGCCUCAUCCCUUCUCUCCUGGACUGGUGCAGCUGUCCUCCAUCCUCUUGACAGUGUGAAAUCGAUGUUCUGAAAGCUCAGAUCUGAUCCCGACAUUCCUGCUCAGAAACCUUCUGAGGUCAAAAUGCUUAAUUGGGCCUCCAAGGCCCUUCUGCCUCCCUUUCCAGUCUGAUCUCGUACUGCUCUUCUUGGCAUGCUCUCUUCCAUGGGCACACGGUCCCAUCUCCUGCCCUCCCUGCUCCCAGAAUCCGGAGUUCCCUUCAAAAGCCCAGCUCAGGGGCAGGUAAGUGGUGCAGCGGAUAGCACACCGGCCGUGGAGUCAGGAGGACCUGAGUUUAAAUCCAGCCUCAGAC